Molecule: messenger RNA, 1826 nt
Organism: Panonychus citri (citrus red mite)
Lineage: Eukaryota; Metazoa; Arthropoda; Arachnida; Trombidiformes; Tetranychidae
Product: acyl-coenzyme A diphosphatase FITM2-like
Exons: 3
Coding region: 363-1406 (347 amino acids)
Biological process (GO): lipid droplet organization; phospholipid biosynthetic process; lipid storage
Cellular component (GO): endoplasmic reticulum membrane
Source: RefSeq, a predicted model, not a curated record
UUAGUGAUAAAUUGGGAUAAUCUGUGUUAGUUAAAUCAACGAAAUUCUAUUAAUAGAUCUUAGUUGGAACAUCGAUUUGAAUAAAAGAUUAUGGCAACUUCUCAAUUUAUUCACUUUCCCUAAUCCUCAAAACUAUUUCUGGUCUUUUUUUUAUUCAUUUGUUUUGUUAAUUUUAAAUCUAAUUGUGAUCUAAUUUUUCUAAUUUUUAUUGAUUAUAAAAUUCUGUGUUAUGGUGAUCAUGGAAAUCAUCUGAAAACAAUCACAUGUUUCCUUUUUAAUCGAGGUUUUGGUUAUAAUUACAAUGAUCUAGACAUUGGUUGUGUUUAUUGUUUCACAAUUUUCCGGAUUUAAUCUAAUAGAUUAUGACAAAAUUUAGUGAAUCAACUAAAUCAUUUCUUAAAUAUUCACAAUCCUCUCGUAGGAUUAGCUGUAAAUUAGAUGAUAAUGAGAAGCCAGGUAAUACCAGGUUCAUCGCUACUUCUACCAGUUUAUCUCAUGUGUCCAUUAUGAUUCUAUUAACCUUGUGCCGUAAAUAUACUAUUGGUAUUCCCGUAGAGAAGCGUUUCUUUGUAUAUUCUUGUUUAAUCUUUUUCGGUGGUAUCAUCUGUGAUUUCGCACCCAUUUUAAUACGAGCCUUUGUACCUUUUAAAGCGACCAAGGAGGGUUUUCUUAAUCAAUAUUUGGUUAAUCUUGUCUGGUGGUGGACACUGUUACUGUUAAUCCCAUUCCUUUGUCUAACAAGUGCCAUAGUCUCAUUAAAUCCAACUCAAGAGGAAGAUCAACAACUUGAUGAAUGGAUUGAAAGAUCAUCUUCUGUCUAUCUCUUGGAUUGGAUGCAACGAUAUGAUAAAUUAACACCAAUCAAUAAGAUUUUAAGAUUAUUACGAAGUGGCUCAAUGAUUAGGUUAAUUGUUAACUUGAUUCUCACCUUUGGGUCGUUAAUAUUUUUCAAUCAUAUUACUCAAUUAACCGGAAGCUGUUCAAUAGAAAUGUUAAAAUCGGAAGAAGCUUGUCUUAGAUUGGGUCAUCGUUGGUCUGGAUUUGUUGUAGAUGAUUUGAUCUUUCAAAUGUUAAUUGCUAAUUUAAUUAUCCUUGAAGAAUGUUCUCUGAUGAAAGGUUGGGAACCUUUUGGUGAACAAUUAACAAUCAAGCAAAAGGUUUAUCAAAAACAGUGUAAAAUUAAUUUUAAUCAGUCAAUACUUUUUGAUAAGCUUAAUGGUUACAUUAGGAUUCUGUUUAUUGGAUUAACCUUAUUCUCAUUCACCUUGGAUUUCAUGAUAUUCCAGUAUGCAGUUUAUUAUCCAACGAUGAUUUCAAAAGGAGCAGCAUAUUGUUGGUCAUUAAUUGUUUACUACUCAACAUAUCGAUUUAUUUAUAAAUCAUCAUUUUUUACCCAAUUAACUUAAUCAUCACCAAUGUAUCCAUCCAAAAAUGGGACAAGAUAAAAAAAGGCAACGAGAAAGACAACAAUUUGAUUCAUCUGUUCCCAUGAAAAUCACAAUGGAAAUCCAAAUGAUUAAUGAUAAUAAUAAUAGUUACCUAAUAACCCAGGAGCACAUAAUAACCACCAUAAAGUGUGCCAAUUGGUUAGUUAUAACACGUUGAUAAAUCGCCAGGACAAGACCGAAAUCAAUGGUUAACUAAAUUGUUCAGUUUAUUUGAUAAUCUUUGUCCUGCCUUAGCAUUUAUCAUUAAAUUAAAUUUAAUCUUUUCUCCCUCUUCCAACAGGAUUUAUGAUGAUACCUAUCGGGGAUUGACCUUAAAAUUAUAUGAUAACAAUUGACUGUAAAUAUAGAAUCAAAUAAAUCGGGAUGUUGGUCAGUUAA